Trichosurus vulpecula (common brushtail) is the source of this 1354-nucleotide messenger RNA. RefSeq names its product phosphatidylinositol 3,4,5-trisphosphate 3-phosphatase and dual-specificity protein phosphatase PTEN-like. The record is from RefSeq and is a predicted model, not a curated record. The transcript has a single exon. Gene Ontology annotation, cellular component: plasma membrane; cell projection; cytosol. Gene Ontology annotation, molecular function: phosphatidylinositol-3,4-bisphosphate 3-phosphatase activity; phosphatidylinositol-3,4,5-trisphosphate 3-phosphatase activity; inositol-1,3,4,5-tetrakisphosphate 3-phosphatase activity. The coding region runs from base 33 to 1247 and encodes 404 amino acids. Gene Ontology annotation, biological process: cell motility; negative regulation of cell population proliferation; regulation of phosphatidylinositol 3-kinase/protein kinase B signal transduction. Lineage: Eukaryota; Metazoa; Chordata; Mammalia; Diprotodontia; Phalangeridae.
CCGCUCCCUCCCUCUCCCUGCGGCCCCCAGACAUGACAGCCAUCAUCAAAGAGAUCGUGAGCAGAAACAAAAGGAGAUACCAAGAGGAUGGAUUCGACUUGGACUUGACCUAUAUUUAUCCAAACAUUAUUGCUAUGGGGUUUCCUGCAGAACGACUUGAAGGCGUUUACAGGAACAACAUCGAUGAUGUAGUCAGGUUUUUGGAUUCAAAGCAUAAAAAUCAUUUCAAGAUAUACAAUCUAUGUGCUGAAAGACAUUAUGAUGCCACCAAAUUUAACUGUAGAGUUGCACAGUAUCCUUUUGAAGACCACAACCCACCCCAGCUAGAGCUCAUCAAACCCUUUUGUGAGGAUCUUGACCAGUGGCUAAGUGAAGAUGACAAUCAUGUUGCAGCAAUUCACUGUAAAGCAGGAAAGGGCCGAACUGGUGUAAUGAUUUGUGCAUAUUUAUUACAUCGAGGAAAAUUUUUAAAGGCACAAGAGGCUCUAGAUUUCUAUGGGGAAGUAAGGACCAGAGACAAAAAGGGAGUAACUAUUCCCAGCCAGAGGCGUUAUGUGUACUACUACAGCCACCUGUUAAAGCACCAUUUGGAUUACAGACCAGUGGCCCUGCUGUUCCACAAGAUGAUGUUUGAAACAAUUCCAAUGUUCAGUGGUGGCACUUGCAAUCCUCAGUUCGUGGUCUGCCAGCUGAAAGUGAAGAUCUACACAUCCCCUUGUGGCCCCACGAGGCGGGAAGACAAGUACAUGUACUUUGAGUUCCCCCAGCCUUUGCCUGUGUGCGGUGACAUUAAAGUGGAAUUCUUUCACAAGCAGAACAAGAUGCUCAAGAAGGACAAAAUGUUUCACUUUUGGGUAAAUACAUUCUUCAUACCAGGACCAGAGGAAAACUCAGACAAAGUAGAAAAUGUAAGUCUUUGUCAUGAUCAAGAGAUUGAUAGUAUUUGCAUUGCCGAGAGAUCAGAUAAUGACAAGGAAUAUCUCAUACUCACAUUAUCCAAAAACGAUCUGGACAAAGCAAAUAAAGACAAGGCCAACAGAUACUUUUCUCCGAACUUUAAGGUGAAGCUUUUCUUCACAAAAACUGUAGAAGAACCAUUAAACCCAGAGGCCAGCAGUUCCACUUUGGUCACCCCCAAUGUUAGUGCCAAUGUACCUGAUCUUUAUAGAUACUCGGACAUCACUGACUCUGACCCAGAGAAUGAGCCUUUUGAUGAAGAUCGACACACACAGAUCACAAAAGUCUGAAUAUUUUUUUUUUAACAAGAGAGAAAAAAUCUCAGAGACAAACUUGAAGAAUCUGAAAAAGGACCUUUUUAAAAUGGCAAUAGGACAUUGUAUCAGCUGACCAGCAA